Messenger RNA from Dibothriocephalus latus, 255 nucleotides. The record is from the annotation of a GenBank genome assembly. Lineage: Eukaryota; Metazoa; Platyhelminthes; Cestoda; Diphyllobothriidea; Diphyllobothriidae.
AUGAACGUUUACUCUCCCAACAUACCGAUGUGCGAUGUCUGUGGUGUGCCCGUCAAUCCGGAAAACAUGGCUACACACGUGGCUGGAAGAGCACACGCAUGGAAGUUCUUGCUCAGUGGUGGGAGCACCGUCUGCAGUAGCGAGACGACUGACAGUCCUCAGGUGGCUACCAGCGUUUUCCGCAUCGAACGCUCCUUCUCCUCUGUCUUCAACAGUGUGCCUCGACUGACCACAGAAAAAGGCGUGCGUACAUAA